GUCCCUCAUCUCCCUGGUUCAGUCCUUCGUCCAUCCCCGCGCUGAGGAGCUCCUGGCUCUGGAUUUCGAGCGGGUCGGGCGGCUGCACUACAAGGGUGGCCUCAACCUGGAGCACUCCAAGGAGGGCUGGUUCGCCCUGGCCGGCUCCGAGCUCCACGGCUGCUUCCAGGACAGUGAGAGGCAGGAACCUCUCCAGCUGCGCAAGCUGCAGGAGCUCUCCAUCCAGGGAGACAACGAGGUGCUGGUGUUGGUGGAGAGACGGAGAACGUUGUACAUCCAAGGGGAGAGGAAGUUGGAUUUCCUGGGCUGGGUCCAGGCCAUCCAGAAGGCUUCAAGCAGCUCUGGGGACACCUUGUCAGAACAGCAGUUGACUGAGUUGGAUGUCCCAUUGUUGGUGGAUCGUUGCAUCGAUUACAUCACCCAGUGUGGCCUGACAUCUGAAGGUAUCUACCGCAAGAGUGGGCAGAACUCCAAGACCACCAACCUGCUGGAGAUGCUGCGGCGGGACGCCCGCAGUGUUCGGCUGAAGGAGGGUGAACACCAGGUGGAUGAUGUUGCCAACACCCUCAAACGCUUCUUCCGUGACCUUGGAGAUGGGCUCUUCACCCAGCAGUGGGGUCAGGACUGGUUACAGGCCACGGCGCUGGAGGAUGAGGAGGAGAAGGUUGGCGAGUACCGGCGGCUCCUGGCCACCCUCCCCACGGUGAACCGGGCCACGCUGAAGACUCUCAUCAACCACCUCUUUCGGGUCCAACUCUUCUCUGGGGAGAACCAGAUGAACACACACAACUUGGCCAUCGUCUUUGGGCCCAAGGAUGGGAAGGACUACAAGGCAGGACGUGUGGUGGAGGACCUCAUCACUCACUACGUGAAGAUCUUUAAUGUCAAUGACCAAGAGAUGAAGAAGCAGCAGGAUGAGAUCAUGGCCAUCAUGAAGAUGCGGGAGGCAGCGUCCAGUGGGACACAGCAAGCUGGGGACUUCAUCUGCACUGUCUACCUGGAGGAGAAGAAGACAGAGACAGAGCAGCACGUCAAGAUCCCGGCCACCAUGACAGCUGAGGAGCUCACCUUGGAGAUCCUGGACAGGAGGAAAAUCAUCAUGAAGGAGAAGGACUAUUGGAGCUGCUUCGAAGUGAACGAGAGGGAGGAGGCAGAACGUCCCUUGCACUACUCGGAGAAGGUCCUGCCCAUUGUCCAUGGCCUGGGCACAGAGAGCUACCUGGUGGUGAAGAAGCAGAUGUCCAUGGAGAACAUGCUCAUCUACCUUG
This is a messenger RNA of Antrostomus carolinensis (chuck-will's-widow), 1268 nucleotides long. Its product is annotated as arf-GAP with Rho-GAP domain, ANK repeat and PH domain-containing protein 1. Gene Ontology annotation, cellular component: trans-Golgi network; plasma membrane; cytoplasm. Lineage: Eukaryota; Metazoa; Chordata; Aves; Caprimulgiformes; Caprimulgidae. Gene Ontology annotation, molecular function: phosphatidylinositol-3,4,5-trisphosphate binding; GTPase activator activity. Gene Ontology annotation, biological process: regulation of cell shape; positive regulation of GTPase activity; signal transduction. The transcript has 10 exons. The annotation marks the transcript as partial. The record is from RefSeq and is a predicted model, not a curated record.